Stomoxys calcitrans (stable fly) is the source of this 11838-nucleotide messenger RNA. RefSeq lists its product as uncharacterized. NCBI's taxonomy places the organism in Eukaryota, Metazoa, Arthropoda, Insecta, Diptera, Muscidae. The transcript is spliced from 6 exons. The coding region runs from base 504 to 1973 and encodes 489 amino acids. The record is from RefSeq and is a predicted model, not a curated record.
UUGAAAUUCUUGAAGAUUAAAAAGUGUUUUAGAAGAAUAUGCAACUGAAAAUAUUUGUGAAUGUCAAAAUGUGUUAAUUUACAAUGCACUGCCAUCAGCAUAAAAUUGCCAUUUCAAAGUUGGAAAUUUAAAAAUAUUAAUGAACCAUAAUUACAUCCCAAUCAAAUGAUAUUUCGUGAAUAUAUCUGAGCCCCAAUGUAUUCGAAUUAGAGCUAAGCCUUAUACAAUAUCUCUUACCGGAAUAACCUUCAGAAAAUAAACUCACUUCAAAGAUGUCAAGUUUUUAUCAACAUUUAUAAGCUGCCAUAAUAUUCCGAUGAUAUUUACUCAAUAAGAAACAUAAAAAAAAACGACAACGAAUUUUUUUAUUGCAUUUAUUUUACCAAUCAAAAAUACAAGAAAGAAAUUAAAAAUUCUGUCACCAUUAUUGUUGCUUAACAUCAUUAAAGACAGUCUUCGUCCUUUCUCCUUGCACCAUCAUCAUCGUCGCCACCACCAUCAAGAUGUUGUUCAACAGUGCGGUAUUGCUUUUAUGCGCCAUUUUAUUACUACAAGAUUUCUCACACAGUCUGCGUUUGGUUGAAGUACGUAUACCCAACUACGUGGUUAAGGGCUCCACAGCACAACUAGAGUGCGAGUACGCUUUGGAUGGCGAAUCAUUGUAUUCAGUUAAAUGGUAUAAGGAUGGCAAUGAAUUCUAUCGAUAUGUUCCCAGAGAUAUGCCGCCAGCUCAGACAUUUCUGCUGCCAGGAGUUUCAGUGGAUGUUCAUAAUUCAACUGAUAUACGAGUGGUCUUACGCGAAGUAAAUUUGCAAUCGGCAGGGCGAUUUCGUUGUGAGGUGUCUGGAGAAGCGCCUUCAUUUCAAACCGUUACCGAACAUGGCGAUAUGGUUGUUGUGUCUCUACCCGAUCAAGGUGCACCAAAAAUUACUGGUGGCCGACCACGCUAUCAAAUUGGCGAUACUGUGCGCAUUAACUGUACUGCUGGUCGUUCAAAACCUGCCGUCCAAUUGUCCUGGUUUAUCAAUGGAGAAGCCGCGGAGCCCCAUCAAGUUCGAAGAUACGACACUAUAAUAUCGGGUCGAGAUGGCUUGGAGACAUCCGUGCUGGGUUUACAGUUUCGCGUUGAUCAACAUCAUUUCCGCAAUGGCGAUAUGAAAUUAAAGUGUGUUGCAUCAUUGUCAACAUUCUAUUGGCGAAGCAACGAGGAGUCUGUUGAAGGCGAUCGCCCACAAAAGGCGCCCGUCUUAGAAUCCCGUGAAACAGUGUACGCCAGUAAUUCACGCGCUGACCCCGUCCAAGGUAUGUCAUUGCGGGAAAGUUUUGUUACCAAAAUUUUAUCGUUUUUCAUUCAACCAAAUGCAGCCAAUAAAACGGACUCAGCAUUGACAACCAUAAAGCCAGCAACGCUAUUAUUGCUGAUAGUCAUGGCUCUACUAACAUCAAGUGGUUGCUUCGAACAACUCCACUUCAAUGGAGUCGUAAUGAAAACGAAACCCAACGGCAGCAGAAAAAACUCAACUCAACUGCCGGAAAUAGCUAACAAAUCAAGUUAUGACAUUCAAGAUAGCAAAAUAAAAGACGAACGAAAGGAAGCUAAAAACGAAGAUGUCGGCAAGGAUGAGCACAAGGAUGUCGUAGACAACAAUUGCAACUCCCUGAAAGUUGGAGGCAAACAGCAAAACAGCAGACUGCCAAGGAGACAAGUUGACAGAACUUUAUCAAACGAAAUGCAUUCUAAUAAGGAAACAUCAUGUCUGCCAAUAAUCUUGACAGAACCAACAGCCACAACUUCCAUCCUCCUUCAGCACACACUUAAUGUGACAACAUCCGUUUCCCUUGAAAAAAUGUUAGCGGUCUCAUGCUGUGCCCAAGAGACUAGCCCGACAUUGUCAUCGUCUUUGUAUGCCUCACCAUCAUUAUCAUCAUCAUCGUCAGCUCCACGACCAACCGUAAGCUUAGCAUCAAGGUAGCUAUUUAAUUAAAUUGAAUACUACUAAACUUCCAAUGCAAGAAUCAGCAGUAGCAAUGGCACAAUUUUUUGUUCGCUAUUUCUAAUUUAAUGUUAGAAAACAUUUGCUCCUGAUGGGAAGUAAUUCACAUUCAAUGGCAUAAAGCAAAAGUUUAGAAUUUAGUUUUUAGUUCCUUAUCAGUCUCGUGUAUUUAUAAUUUCAAGCAAAAGAAUCUGAAAAAGUAAAAAAAAAAAAACAAAAAUCGUACCAAAAAAAAAAUAUGUAUGCAUAUAAAAAUGGAUGGGAAAAACUUUUUUAUUUCCAUGCAUGCAACUUAAGUUUCAAUAAAAUUCAGAAACAAAUGUACAUAGAAUUUGUUAAAUUUUAAGAGUUUUAAAAUCACACCCCCUUCCCUAAGAGAAAAAAUUGCCAUAUUGAAAAUAUAGAGUUAAGCAGUGGGUAAAGAAAAAAAAACCUAAAAUUUACACAACUGAAAAUUUAAAUUAAAUCAAAACGGAAAACAUGUUGUACUCUAAGCCAUAAAUCCUUUAUGUGUAUUUGUGUGAGUGGUCCAUGGAAUUGGAUCUACUAUUUGUUUUUUGUCUCUCUAUCUCUGAAAAAAAAACACAAAACAAAACAAAACCAUCUUCAAAAUAUAGCGUUUAAGUUAACUUAGGUAGUCUAAAUAAUCAAAAUCAAUUUUUACAACUGUAAUAAGAACAAAAUGACGCAACGUCAUGCAAAACUUUGCCAGAAGAAAAAAAAAUUGUGUAACGUUUGUUUAGUUUUGAAUUAAUAUAUCGUGUACUAUGCCUGAAAAUUUUAGAAUGCCUUUAAAGUUACUUUGGAAACAAAAUGGAAUGAUAUAGGAGUAGAUCGGUAAAGAACCCAGCUCAUAUAAGGCGCCAUAACAUGGUAUGGUCGCAGGGACACCUCAACAUACACCUCAACAUACACCUCAACAUACACCUCAACAUACACCUCAACAUACACCUCAAUAUACACCUCAACAUACACCUCAACAUACACCUCAACAUACACCUCAAAAUAUGCGUCUGAGACAAAAAUAUGCGAUCUAGCCAUGUCCGUCCGUCCGUCUGUCUGUCGAAAUCACGCUAACUUUCGAAGGAGUAAAGCUAGCCGCCUGAAAUUUUGCACAAAUACUUGUUAUUAGUGUAGAUCGGUUGGUAUUUUAAAUGGACCAAAUCGGUCCAUGCUUUGAUAUAGCUGCCAUAUAGACCGAUAUAGGGUUUUGACUUCUUGAGCCUCUAGAGGGCGCAAUUCUCCGAUUUGACUGAAAUUUUGCAGGUGGUGUUUUGGUAUCACUUCCAACAACUGCACUUUGCAUGGUUCAAAUCGGUCAAUGUUUUGAUAUAGCUGUCAUAUAUACCGAUCUUGGGUCUUGACAUCUUCAGCCUCUAGGGGGCGCAAUUCUCGCCCGAGUUAACUGAACGUAGUGUUUUGGUAUCACUUCCAAAAACUGUGCUAAGUAUGAUUAAAAUCGGUUCAUAAUCUGGUAUAGCUGCCAUUUAAACCGAACUUGAAUGUUGAAUUCUUGAGCCAAUAGAUCGCGCAAUCCGAUUUGGCUGAAAUUUUGUAUGGGGUGUUUUGUUUUAACUUCCAAUAACUGUGCUGAGUAUGGCGUAAAUCGGUAUAGAACCUGAUAUAGCUGCCAUAUAAAUCGAUAUGGGAUCUUGAUCACACUUCCAACAACUGUGUUAAGUAUGAUUAAAAUCCGUUCAUAAUCUGGUACAGCUGCCAUAUAAACCGACCUGGGAUCUUGACUUCUUGAGCCAAUAGAGCGAGCAAUUCUCAUCCGAUUUGACUGAAAUUUUGCAUGAUGUGUUUUGUUAUAACUUCCAAUAACUGUGCUGAGUAUGGCGUAAAUCGGUAUAGAACCUGAUAUAGCUGCCAUAUAAAUCGAUAUGGGAUCUUGACUUCUUGAGCCACUAGAGGGCACAAUUCUCAUCCGCUUUAUAGAACGGCUUCUCUCAUGACCUUCAACAUACGUCUCUAAUAUGGUCUGAAUUGAUCAAUAGCUUGAUACAGCUCCCAUAUAAACCUAUCUUCCGAUUUAGCUUCGUGAGCCCCUACAAGGCGUAAUUCAUAUCCGAGUGAACUGAAAUAUUACACAAUGCAUUCAUUUGUGGUCCGAAUCGGACUUCAACUUGAUAUAGCUCCAAUAGCAUAACAGAUCUUAUUCAAUAUUCUUUGUUUGCCUAAAAAGAGAUACCGAGCAUAGAACUCGAUAAAUGCCAUCCAUAAUGGAGGGUAUAUAAGAUUCGACCCGGCCGAAUUUGGCACGCUCUUACUUGUUUUAAAUCGAAUUUUAUUGCAAAUGCAAAUUUGCCCAUGAACAUUCCAUUAGGGAAUUGGGGCAAAAACUUCUCACAUAUCAAUGAGUGCAGUCCGAUUUAAUUUGAAGCUCAAUGAUAAGGGACCUCCUUGUUAUAGCCGAGUCCGAACGGCGUGACGCAGUACAACACCUCUUUGUGGAGAAGUUUUUACAUGGCUGCCAUACCAAAUGGUACAGAACCUCCCAAAUGUCGCCAGCAUAAGGAGAGGAUAAUCACCGCUGAAAGUGUUCAUGAUGUUCUCGCCAGUAUUCGAACGCAAGUGUUCAGCUUCAUAGGCGGACAUGGUAACCUCUGCAUAACAAUGGCUUGAGACUUUUGUUGCUGUGCAAUAAUGCUUAUUGAGUUAUUUCAUCAGGAAUAAAGGGAUGUCGAUAGGCUAGAGCAAGACUACCGAACAUGAAAACAUGAGUUCAAAUCAUGCGUAGAGAGAGUGACAGAGAAAAAAAAAGAGAGAGCAAAGGAGAGAACGAACGAGGCAAGCAGCACGGGCCCAACAAAAGAAAGUACAAAACUCCACCACGCCAAAGCUAGAGUAGCAAAUUCACAUAUGAUGGAUGGUUGGUUAAAUUGUUUUUUGUUUUGCUUAUGGACAUACUGUUGCUAUAUUUUGGCUUAAACAUAGUCCCUUUCAAUAAUAAAUUUGUACUUUGGGUCGUUGAAAUUCAAAAUAAUUUGUUGCAGGAAAAUUAACAAAUUUCGUCGUCGUUUUUUAACAAAAGUUGUUGUUUUAAAAAUUUUUUUUUUUUUUGUGUGUACAAGAGUACAAAAUAAAAUCAUAGAUUUUGAGAGCCAAAUGCUGAUACAUGGCAUCUUACUGCUUCAAAUUUUAGAAAAAAAAGGCGUAAGCUCUGAUAUUGACAGUAAGUGGUACGAGUGUAAAAGGAUCUCUUUCAAAUUUUGUAAAUUCUAGGUAAGAAAUGCGGCUUUUGUGCGUUCAAAUUUCACCUGUUCAAUGCCUUCAAUCGAAAAAUAGGGCAAUAUGGCAGCUGAAUACAAAUAUGUUCGGAUCUAGUACAUACUCAGAUGUUGAAGGGUGUAUGAAACUUACAGUAACGGCGAAAAUGGUUAGUAAAAGCUUAUUUCGGGGAACAAACUCUUAAAUCGGGAGAUCGAUUCAUCUAAAUUCGCCACCGAUGUUCAUUGAAAUCAACGUAAUAAUUUAAACGACUUUUAUAAACUCAAAAUGUCUUAUCAGGAGAUUGGUAUAAAUGGUGCUAUUGUAUAUUAAGAUAUAGACCAUCUUUGAACCUAAAGUUCAAUAGAGAGAUUUUAAUAAUCGACAAUGUAAUGUGUAAACUUUGAAAGUUUGAAAAUGUAUAAUUUGAUGUGUUGCAAAAGGAAUAGCUAAAUAGCCAACUUUUAGGUGGUGUGUAUAGAAACAUAUACCGCAUUUUUGCCUUGUCGAACAUUUGGAAGGUUUUGGAAGGAUUUUUCUUAAAGUUUGGUAGGAAAUUAAUUUCUUGAGUGGCAGCACUGGUCAUAAGCCGAUUGAAUUUCUUCAAAAUAAAAUUAAAAACUGAAAUUUUUUGGUGGUAUCCAAGUCUUGGUUCUUUAGAAUUUGGCACAUGAUCGAUUUCUUGUUGAAUAGCUUAUUAUGACCACCACUCUAUAAAACGUGGCCAUUAAAUUUCCCAUAUUGACUAAUAAGAACCCAUUCCCUGAUGUAGUCCUGAUACAUCCAUCGAUCCGCAAUAUAUCUCUUGAUGUUUUAUGUUUAGUUUUUGUUUGUUUAUCUUCUGCGCUCAUUCUAAAAUCUCUGACACCAAGUUUCGAGGUGUUUCCCACAACUUGAUCUUUCCAUCGGGCAUUUGGUCUUCCCGGGUUGUGUGUACCACCGUGUUUGCCUUCAAAAGACUUCUUUGCUGGAGCUUCUUCAUCCAUUCUGACAACAUGACCUAGCCAACGCAGCCGUUGUGUUUUGAUGCGUGUAACUAUGCUAUCGUCGUCAUACAGCUCUAACAGCUCGUGCUUCAUACGUCGCCUAUAUUCUCCAUUAACGCAAACUGAUCCAUAUAUUUGACGAAGAUUCUUUCUCUCAAUCACUCCAAGCACUGCCUCAUCUGCUUCCCAAGUACCCAUGCUUCAGAACCAUAUAACAGCACGGAUAGUAUCAGUGUCUUGUAUAGUGUAAUCUUCGUCUGUCGAGAGCUGGCCUUGUUUCUAAACUGCUUACAUAGUCCAAAGUAGCAUCUGUUUGACAGUAUUAUUCUUCGUUUAAUCUCAAAACUGGAGUCAUUCGUUUUGGUUACAGCUGUGCUGAGGUAGAUAAAGUUACUGACUGUCUCAAAGUUGUGGUUCCCAACUUUCUCCAUCCUCUUUUAUCUGCUGGGUUGUGCAAGGCUUCUUGGGAAUUAAAAACAUCCAUUUCAUUUUAUCUCCAUUUACUGCCAGACCCAUUUUCACUGACCCUCUUUUGAUUCUUUCAAAGGCUGCGGUUACUACUUCCGGUGACCGACCAUUGAUAUCGAUGUCGUCGGCAUAGGCGAGUAGCAUGUGGAUAUUAAAGAGAUCACACGAUAGGCUGUCUCCUUGUCUAAAACCUCGUUUGGUAUUAAAUGGUUCGGAGAGGUUCUUUCCUAUUCUUACUGAGGAACGCGUAUCAGCAAGUGACAUCCUGCAGAGUCUUAUUACUUUUGCAGGGAUACCAAACUCAGACAUGGCUUGAAAUACCUUUGAACGUAAAGGGCUAUCGAAUUCGGCUUUGUAGUCAACAAAGAGAUGGUAGGUGUUGAUUUGUCCUUCUUGGGUCUUUUCUAGGAUUUGGCGCAGUGUGAAUAUAUGGUCUAGGGGGGAUUUACCAGGUCUAAAGCUGCAUUGAUAGGGCCCAAUUAAUUUUAAUUUUUAACACAGUACGCUCGAGAGUAUCUUGUAUGUGUAGUUGGCACAUUCCGUCUUGUCUCCUUUCUCGUAUACGGGACAAAAUAUGUUGAGGUUCCAAUCAUCGGGUAUGCGUUCGUCUAGCUAGAUUGCGCAGAUAAGCUGUUGCAUACGCCUUAUCAGCGUUUCGCCUCCGGUCUUAAAUAGUUCAGCGGGUAUGUCCCAGUGAAUUUCAUAGAAAUCGGUUCAGAUUUAGUUAUAGCUCUCAUAUAUAUUUAUAUUGCCCGAUUUUUACUCAUAUAGCCACUGCAAGCGCAUUUAUUGACCAAUCUUCCCAAAACUUUGUACAACGCUUUCCUCGGCGACUAUUACAAUAUCUAUAAAGUUUUCUCGAAUUCGGUUCAGAUUCAGAUAUAGCUCCCAUAUAUAUGUUCGUCCGAUUUACAGUAACAAUGCAAUAAAAUGGUCUAUUAUUAACCGAUUUUCUCGACAUUGGGCAGGGAGAAUUUUCUUAUGUCUUUCGACAUUACUGGUUAAUUUCAUAGAAAUCGGUUCAGAUUUAGAUAUAGCUCCCAUAUAUACGUUCGUCCGAUUUGUAGUAAUAAUGCAAUAAAAAGGUCAUUUGUCAACCGAUUCUCUCGAAAUUUGGCAGGAAGAAUUUUGUUAUGACUUUCGAUAUUACCGGUUAAUUUCAUAGAAAUCGGUUUAGUGUUAGAUAUAACUGCCAUUCAUAUAUCGCCCGAUUUUCACUCCUAGAGCCACUAAAAGCGUAUUUAUUGACCAAUCUUCCCAAAAAUUUUGUACAACGCUAUCUUUGUCGACUUCCACAAUAUCUAUAAACUUCGGUCGAAAUCGGUUCAGAUUUAGAUAUAGCUCCCAUAUAUAUGUUCGUCCGAUUUGCAGUAAUAAUGCAAUAAAAUGGUCAUUUGUCAACCGAUUCUCUCGAAAUUUUGCAGAAAGAAUUUUCUUCUAACUCCUAAUGUUACCAUGAAAUUUCAUGGAAAUCGGUUAAGGGUUCAAUAUAGCUGCUAUACAUGUAUAUCGCCCGAUUUCCAUUCCUAGAACCACUACAAGCGCAUUAAUUGACCACUCUUGCCAAAAUUGUACACAACGUUUUCUUCGACGACUACCACGAUAUCUAUAAAGUUUUCUCGAAAUCGGUUCAGAUUAGCAUAUAGCUCCCAUAUUUAUGUUCGUCAGAUUUUGGAUAAUUUACGUUUGAUAAUACGUUUUGAACAUAUUUUUAUACCCACCAUCGUAGGAUAGGGGGUAUAUUCAUUUAGUCAUUCCAUUUGCAACACAUCGAAAUAUCAAUUUCCGACCCUACAAAGUAUAUAAAUAUAUGUCGGAUUGUCGUAAAAGUCUAAGAAGAUUUAACGAUGUCCGUGUGUCUGUCCGUCCGUCUGUUGUAAUCACUCUAGAGCCUUGAGAUAUUGAACUGAAGUUCGGCUCAGACACGUAUUUUUGAUGCACACUGGUUAAGUUCUUUAACGGGCCAAUCAAACCAUAUUUGGAUAUAGCUGCUAUAACGACCGAUUUUCCGAUAAAGGGUCUAUUGCCCAUAAAUGCUUUAUAUUUCAUCCGAUUUUGCUGAAAUUUGUAACAGUGAGUAGUUUUAGGCCUCCCGCCAUCUGACCCAAAUAUGGUUCAUACCGGACUAUAUUUAUAUAUAGCUGUCAUAUAGACCGAUCUGGCGAUAAAGGGUCUGAAGCCCAUAAAAGCUUUAUUUAUAACCCGAUUUCGCUGAAAUUUGAAACAGAGGGUUAUUUGAAGCAUCCUAAUAUCUGACCCAAAAUAUGGAUCAAAUCGGACUAUAUUUAGGUAUAUAUAUAGACCGAUCUCCCGAUUAAGGGUCUAAAGCCCAUAAAAGCUUUAUUUUUCAUCCGAUUUCGCUGAAAUUCGUAACAGUGAGUAGUUUUAGUCCUAACAUAGAACCCAAAUGUGGUUCAGUUCGGACUAUAUUUAGAUAUGGCUGCCAUAUAGACCGAUCUCCCGAUAAAGGGUCUAAAGCCCAUAAAAGUUUUAUUUUUUAACCGAUUUCGCUGAAAUUUAAAACAUUGAGUAGUUUAGUUCUAACAUAGGACCCAAAUGUGGUUCAGACUAUAUUUAGAUAUAGAUGCCAUAUAGACCGGAGGCCUCCGUAGCGCAGAGGUUAGCAUGUCCGCCUGUGACGCUAAACGCCUAGGUUCGAAUUCUGGUGAGACGAUCAGAAAAAAUUUUCAGCGGUGGUUUUCCCCUCAUAAUGCUGGCAACAUUUGUAAGGUACUUAAUGCCAUGUCAAACUUUUCUCCAAAGAUAAGUCGCACAGCGUCACGCCGUUCGGACUCGGCUAUAAAAAGGAGGUCCCUUAUCAUCGAGCUUAAAAAACUUGAUCCAGACUGCACUCAUUGAUAUGUCAGAAGUUUGCCCAAGUUUCUUAGUGGCAUGUUCAUGGGAAAAAUUUUGCAUUUGCUUAGACCGAUCUUCCGAUAAAGGGCCUGAAGCCCAUAAAAGCUCUAUUUAUUACCUGAUUUGGCUGAAAUUUGAAACCUUACGUAUUUUUAGGCCACCGGGCAUCCGACCCAAAUAUGGUGAAGAUCAAACUGUGUUUAGAUAUAGCUGUCAUAUAGACCAUAUAAAACUUCUCUCCAAAGAGGUGUCGCACUGCGUCACGGCCCCUUAUCAUUGAGCUUAAACUUGAAUUGGAAUGCACUCAUUGAUAGGUGAGAAGUUUGCCCCUGUUCCUUAGUGGAAUGUUCAUGGUUAAAAUUUGCAUUUGUCAUAUAGACCAAAGUGCUGAUUAAGGGUCUGAAGCUCAUAAAAGCUUUGUUUAUUACCCAAUUUUGUUGAAAUUUGAAAUAAAAAAUUCAACAGUGACUCCAUAUCCGUGUCGAAUUUCAAUGUAUAACUUAUCCAAUUUUCAUCGGAUUGUGACAAAAGGGGGUUUCCAUAUAUACCCGAGGUGGUGGGUAUCCAAAGUUCGGCCUGGCCGAACAUAAUGCCGUUUUACUUGUUUUUGCUCGUUUUAUCUCGUUUACCGAAAAAAAAUAUAUUUUACUUUCAUUUGGGCCAGCAGAAAAAGCUGUCAUAUGUAUUCUGCAUUCGAUAUUCUGCUCUAAUUCAAUACAAUGAGUAGCAGUACGACUUUGAUUUAAUUAGUCUUUCCUUACUUGACUUUCAUUGAAGGUAUUUCAAUAAAAUCAUAUUACUAUUCUUGUCCAUAUUUGUUAUUCCUCCAGUUGUGAAGAAAUGGUAAUAAACAAUAUCCGUUUCACAUUUCCUUUGUAGCCUCUUCAACAUAAUUUUGGCAUUCGUUUUAAACAUUUUCAGGAUAUAGUUCCUGUUAUUAUUUCAAAACUAAUAACGAACACAAACUUUUCAUCCAUGGGCUAGUAGAAGAUAUAAAACAAAAAGUCUUAAAUUAUUAACAAAAACAUAUCGUAACAUUAAAUAGAACUAAAAAGAAUUGCCAAAGUUUUUUUUUACUUAAAACAAAGGAGAAAAAAUACAAUAUUUAUAUUUGGAUUAUGUCUAUUGUACAAUUGCAACAAAAUAACUCAUAAUGCAUAAUGCCUUUUUGUAAUUGAAACUAAAUAAUUUCCAAAAUGUUCAUUUCUGUUUUAUAGGAAAUAAUUCAUAAUACUAAAUUUUACAUAAUAGUUUAUAUCAAAAAAAAAAAAAAAACACAAUUACAUUUGAAAUAAAAAAAAAACUUAUUUGCAAGCUCUUACUAAAAACAUUCCAUAUAUUUUGCUAUAAUUACACAACAAAAAUAUUGAAUGCACUUAGGAAGAAAAUGUUUUUCCAAUAUUGUGAACUUGUAAAUAAAUUGGAACACCGUAGAGAAAUGUCAGGGGAUGGUUGAGUAACUUUGUAAUUAUGGCAGAAUAUGUGAUUUUUCUUUUCUUUUCGAGACACUCUCUUACAUAGUAUGAUUUCAUUAUAAAUAUAAACUUACCAAAGCAAAUAAACUCACCAAUUGGAAUUCCCUUACUUAAAAAUAGUCACAACUUGCUCUCGAAUACAAAACAAUAGCUAAGACUUCCUUUUUCGCUAGAGAAUCAACCACUUAUUUACAUUUAUCAAAAAUUACGAUGCAAAAAUACCAAAAAAAACAAAAACUUGUAAAUUAAAUAAAACAUAGAAUAUAGCAUGUAUUUUAAUUAAUCUCGAAAUCAAAUCCGCCACUAAGAAAAAAAACCAACACGGAAAAUUUAUAAAACAAAAACCCAAUAAGAUGUGAAAAAAAAUACCUGUAUAUUAGUGUAUAAGUGUAUAUUCGUUCUUUUUUAAGCAUUAAGGUCAACUUGCCAUAUAAAACCACAAAGCGAAGCCCAAACAAAAACUCUUAAAAUUAAAGAACAUUUCUUCAUACACACAAAACACCGAACAUAAUUAUUUUAUUACUAUUCUGAUGAUACAUUUACAUACAAACAUAAAGAAAAGAAAAAAAAGAACAAAAACUCUACAAUUGAAAAUUGUGUAAAUAUUUGAGGUAAUAGCAUUAAAGAAAUGAUAACAAAGUAAUAUAUGCAUAUAUCAAAUCUAAUUAAGCAUACAAUUUAAUUAAUUAAUUAUUGAAUAAUGACAACACAACCAAACUAAAUGAGAAAAUUCAAUGUAUUACAAAAACAAAACCGAUGGAAGUCACUUAAAUCAAAAAUAAAAAUAAUAACGAUAAAAUUAAAACAAAAAUUUACUAAAUAAAUAUUUGUUUCAAGAAAAAAUGUCAA